UUUGUCAACAUCAGCGACACGAGAGAUUCUGUUCCUUCAAAAAAAUAGAGUUGCCCGGUAUCCUCCCGGAAUUUGAUUGCGGGUGUUGGGAAGUGGCUUCUUUCGGGACCUGGGGCAGCUGGUUUUAGAAGCCCGUCGGAGUGCGAAUGAUUUGUUUGGUCGCUAAAGUUGGGCGAUGAUUACCGGAGACUGCAUCGGUCUAGUUUUCUCCUCGCGAGAAAAGGACUGGCCGGAGCCGAAACCGAAGAAGUGGCCUUCAUACUGCUCUAUACGACCAGCUAAACCUGAUAAAAAAGGAGGCCGUGCUGCAUCAACUCCUAGUGAAUAUCUGUACCGUCAUCCGACCGCUCAUGUUCCCUACAGCACCUGUGGGCGAGGUCAAUUUCAACCUGGAACGCUCUAUUUGUGUCCUCCCCUGUCAUUCUUCGUCGCCCUUUUUGAGAAGAAUAUAAAGCUGCCCUGCCGGAAGUGGAACCAUCAGAAGCAGCCGCUGAAGGACCCAAGGCGAAGUAAAAAUAUGCGAUACGGAACCACCCCAAAAGAACCUUCAACCCGCUCAUCCUCCUGACCUGUAAGGCGAAAAAAAAAGAACAAAACCAAGUUCAUCAACCUGGGAGUCAAAACUGUCGCUCGAUGUGAUAACUGCAAAAUGGUGUGUGACUUCCGCCUGGCUCAGUAGGGUCUCGAGAGCCUCAACGGAUUUACCGGCGUGGGGUUUGCACUCCUUCAUAUUCCUAUGCGUGUCCUCGUCCAGCCCUUCGAUUUUCGAUGGCUUCUUCGAAUCGUUGUUGGGCAGCAGCUUGAUCAGGUCAUUCUUGAUGAUGUGCGCCCAUAGCUCCACGCCGGUAAAUCCGUUGCCAGGCAGAUG
This is a messenger RNA of Culex quinquefasciatus (southern house mosquito), 868 nucleotides long. RefSeq lists its product as uncharacterized. NCBI's taxonomy places the organism in Eukaryota, Metazoa, Arthropoda, Insecta, Diptera, Culicidae. The record is from RefSeq and is a predicted model, not a curated record. The transcript is spliced from 2 exons. The coding region runs from base 176 to 568 and encodes 130 amino acids.